AUGGCUGCACGGUAUACACCGCCGCGCUCCCUGGGUCAGCGUCUACGAGAUGCUGACCACGAGAAUGGUAUUCCUCGCAGCGUACCGCAAUCACUAACGGAUAUGCCGUCUCGCAUACCCGCAGGAGGCAAAGACAUGUCUUCCGAUAGCAGUAAUACCUCCAGUCACAACCACCACCCGAAACCUCUACCCACUCCGAGCAAGUCUGCAUCUCCUCUUCCAAACAACCUGCUUCCAUCCGCACCGACUUCUCCGCCGACUCCAGCACCGAGUCCGACACCGCAUCAUACAGUAUCAAAUUGGCAGUCCAGCCUAGAGGGUAAUGAUAGAGGUGGUGGCGAACUAGACGAAGACGAAGAGGAUGAUCUGCUACUCAAGGCUCAAAUACAUUUCAGUUCGUUGGGCAGUGCCCAGAAACAAAAGUUUUUGGUGGAUAUUUUGAAUCUUUGCGAUAAUCAGCAGCUCAGUUUUAUUUCGAGUUUCAUCAGUCCGCGGUUGAGGAAGGAUCCUUUUCUGGCUUUUCCGAAUGAGAUAUGUUUAAGGGUUCUCUCGUUUGUGGAUGAUCCGAAAACUCUCGCCCGAGCAUCGCAGGUUUCGAAACGAUGGCAUGAACUUAUCAAUGACGAUAUAACCUGGAAGCAUCUAUGCGACAGACAUGCAUACGUUUAUAGAAGACCAUCCGAUGACGAUCGUGACUUUGUCGACCCGUUUCACGGCAGCCGACGAUUAUCCUCGCGAAGUUCGACCAGCAGCGAGUAUCAGAAUCACACUACCUUUCAACACUGGAGGAGGAAGUCGACUUCCUCCGCUGCUGAUAGUGUAACCACCAUGUCCACAGAUCAUCCGCUAGAGUCAUCGUGGCCGCCGCCGUCGUCCCCUCGGAAACGUCGUGUUCAGCCAGCGUCGUAUCGGACGCACUUUAAAAAGAAGUACAUGGUCGAAUCGGCGUGGCAUAAAGGGGGGCGAUGUGCACAGAAACACGUCACACCCGAUCAAGGUGUUGUGACGAGUUUACAUUUGACGUCAAAAUAUAUUGUAGUUGCGUUGGAUAAUGCAAAAAUUCAUGUCUACGACACGAGUGGAGGGAACCAAAAGACGUUAGAGGGGCAUGUCAUGGGUGUAUGGGCUAUGGUUCCUUGGGACGAUUUGCUUGUGAGUGGUGGUUGCGAUCGUGAAGUGCGAGUCUGGAACAUGGCAACAGGAGCAUGCACACAUCUUUUGCGCGGCCAUACCUCGACGGUACGAUGCCUGAAAAUGUCAGAUAAAAAUACUGCAAUUUCUGGGUCAAGAGAUACGACCUUGAGGAUAUGGGAUUUGGUUACUGGUAAUUGCCGGGGUGUGCUGGUAGGCCAUCAAGCUAGUGUAAGAUGUCUAGGCAUCCACGGCGAUUUGGUGGUUUCCGGUAGCUACGACACAACCGCGCGGAUAUGGAGUAUCUCAGAAGGACGGUGUUUAAGAACGUUAUCUGGCCAUUUCAGUCAGAUUUAUGCCAUUGCCUUUGACGGUCGACGCAUCGCGACGGGUAGUCUGGAUACGAGCGUGCGUAUCUGGGACCCGAGCACCGGGCAGUGCCAUGCGAUUCUUCAGGGACAUACUUCCCUGGUCGGACAGUUGCAGAUGAGAGGCGACACGUUGGUUACUGGCGGAUCUGAUGGAUCUGUACGGGUUUGGUCGUUGACGCGCAUGGCGCCCAUCCACCGGUUAGCUGCUCAUGAUAACAGCGUGACCAGCCUGCAAUUCGAUAGCACUCGCAUUGUUAGCGGUGGUAGCGAUGGGCGAGUCAAGGUUUGGGAUCUUAAAACGGGACAGUUACUGCGGGAAUUGUCAACGCCAGCUGAAGCUGUGUGGAGGGUUGCAUUUGAAGAAGAGAAAGCGGUGAUAAUGGCGAGUCGGUCAGGCCGCACUGUAAUGGAGGUAUGGUCCUUUGCACCACCUCCCGAAGAACUCUUCAAAAACAGCGUUGCGAUUGAAAGUGCAUCAAGCACACCGGGUCUACGACCGACCGAAGACGACCAAGCAAUGCAUCACCAUCACCACGAACCCGUCACAACCUCUGAGCCACCUCCACCAAUAUUUCUGGGGGAGUCAGGAGACCAAGCCAUGACGGAUGCACCUACUCAUCAUUAAACGACUUACGAACAUGACCACAUUACCUUACAGAUUACCAGCAAACAUAACAUAAGCAUUUGGAGGUCGUUCCUUUCCGUUCCUUUUAUAUCCUGAAUACCCUUCACCACGUG
This is a messenger RNA of Talaromyces stipitatus ATCC 10500, 2240 nucleotides long. RefSeq names its product F-box and WD repeat-containing protein. NCBI's taxonomy places the organism in Eukaryota, Fungi, Ascomycota, Eurotiomycetes, Eurotiales, Trichocomaceae. Gene Ontology annotation, cellular component: Set1C/COMPASS complex. Gene Ontology annotation, molecular function: histone binding. The transcript is spliced from 4 exons. Bases 1 to 2127 code for a protein of 708 amino acids. The record is from RefSeq and is a predicted model, not a curated record.